GGGUGCCUCUUGCAACCGCAGCGCGGCCCGGCAGGAGGAGAGUGCUAGUGCUGGCUGGGCCCCUCCGGUGAAAGCAGCGCUUUGCUGAAAUAAAAUGGAUGUUUGCAGUGCGCUGGAGACGGGAGUGUGUAUGAUAGCGCUGUCUGGUCUCAAGUGAAGCACGCCGUAGGAAGUUGUUCACAAAACUUCUUUUUCCCUCCAGUGACAACUCGCAGGUUUUUCAGCCUUACGUGCUGCGAACUCGCAGGAACAGUACAACAGUCAUGAGCCGUCACAGUAUGUUGUUGUCAUCAUCUCCUAUUCGUAUUCCUAGUAGCCGACUUCAUCAGAUCAGAAGGGAGGAAGGAGUGGAUUUAAUGAACAGAGAAACAGCACAUGAAAGGGAAGUGCAAACAGCAAUGCAGAUAAGCCAGUCAUGGGAGGAAAGCUUGAGCCUGAGCGACAACGACUUGGACAAGUCUGAGAAAUCUUCCUCCCCAAAGAGAAUAGACUUCAUUCCAGUUUCGCCUGCACCUUCACCUACAAGAGGAAUAGGAAAGCAAUGUUUUUCACCAUCAUUGCAAAUGUUUGUGAGCAGUAAUGGAUUACCUCCAAGUCCUAUUCCCAGUCCAACAAGGCGAUUCUCCAAGAGGAGUCAAAGUCCAAUCAACUGCAUCAGGCCCAGUGUUCUUGGCCCCAUUAAAAGAAAAGGUGAAAUGGAAACUGAAAGUCAGCCAAAGAGACUUUUUCAAGGAACAACCAACAUGCUUUCUCCAGAUGUUACACAUCUGACAGAUCUCAGUUCAUGCCUGUCUUCAGAUAUUCUUGAUGGGAGUAGCAGCAGUGUUGGCUCUUCCUCUGACUCGCUGACUAAAGGCAGCAUAACCACAGAGUCUCCAGUAACGUGCUCAAACUCAUGCUCUUCAUUCAUUUUGAUGGAUGAUCUCUCACCUAAGUGACUUAAUAAGUUCUGAGUCAGUGUCUGGCUGUGCUGUUCCCUUACUGUACACUUGUACAGAGAAACGAACUCUGAUCCUUGAACCAUUAACGUGGAUUAUUAAAAGGAAAAAUUAUUGUAACUGUAAUCCUUGGCGACUUUCCAGUGAUUUUGAUUUAUCCAUUUAAUGGACAUUGUAGACCAUAUUAAUGUCUGGUUUUGCGAUUUUUAUUUUUUAAACAAGAUGUCUGCUCAGAUUAUACUAACUUUUUGCUUUCAGGAACUUGCAUAUACUUUUUGAUUCCAAGAAUAGGUAUCUACCUAUUAGUGUUGCAAUUUUUAGGAAAAUACUUCUAUCAUUAUCGUGGUCACUAUGUCUAGGGAAAUAAUUUGGUUCAGAAGGAUUUGAAAAUACUAACUUAUUCUCUGGCACUUCUACCAUUGAGUAAAACUAUUCUCCUUGCUUUUUUUCAGUCACUAGUCUCAAAUUCUCUUACAGAAGGGAGAAAAAAAAUUUUAUUUUUCUUUUUUAUUUUUUUUAUUUAGUGCUGCUAGUCGUUUUUGUUACAGAAGACCACAGUGGGUCUGGAAAUCUCACUCUAUAUGAUAUUAAAAAAAAAAAAAACCAAAACCAAAACACAACAAAAUAAUUAACGACUGGCACUUUUGCCAU
Egretta garzetta (little egret) is the source of this 1589-nucleotide messenger RNA. Its product is annotated as protein FAM122A. Bases 264 to 938 code for a protein of 224 amino acids. Gene Ontology annotation, molecular function: protein serine/threonine phosphatase inhibitor activity. Lineage: Eukaryota; Metazoa; Chordata; Aves; Pelecaniformes; Ardeidae. The transcript has 9 exons. The record is from RefSeq and is a predicted model, not a curated record.